UAGCUUCAUACAUACGUCGUGUUGGUUAUUUUAUAUGCCUAGAUUUCUGCUGCAUGCUACUGCUUGCAAUAUUAAAGUAUCGUCAUCGAAGGAAGAUUUGACAUCCCAAGAAGUAUUUCAAUAUGUCGGACACGGAAGUAUCGACACGAUCCAUCAAACUGAGCCUAACAAAGAGUGAGAUCUUUGGUCUAGUCUUUCGGCUUGCUAUACUUGGUGUGUCCACGUACUACGGAGUACGAUGGAUAGUCAAAGCAAUGGACCCUACAAGGAAACAAAAACAAGAAGCAAAAGAACAGGCAGAGAAGUUAAUGAAGAGUAUCGGCGUCCAAGGAGUGAGUCUUAGCGAUUAUGAGAUGAGCAUCGCAGCUCAGCUCGUCGACCCACUGACGCUGUCAAUCACCUGGCAAGACAUCGGAGGCCUUGAGGAGAUCUGCUCCGAGAUCCGAGAAACAAUUCUGCUUCCAAUGAAGAAGAAACAUCUGUUUAAGGAGUCUGUGUUGAUGCAGCCGCCAAAAGGUGUGCUCCUCUACGGACCUCCAGGAUGCGGUAAGACUAUGAUUGCCAAGGCGAUUGCCAAGGAUGCUGGGUGCCGUUUUGUCAACCUCCAGGCCUCCAAUCUCACCGACAAAUGGUACGGAGAGUCGCAGAAACUUGCAUCCGCUGUCUUCUCAUUGGCCAUCAAGUUACAACCAGCAAUCAUCUUUAUCGAUGAGAUAGACUCGUUCCUGAGAUCAAGAGCAAGCCACGACCACGAGGCAACAGCGAUGAUGAAAGCUCAGUUUAUGACCAUGUGGGAUGGUCUCAUCACCGACACCAGUUGUGAGGUUAUUUUAAUGGGUGCCACCAACAGACCCAGAGAUGUAGAUCCAGCAAUAUUGCGGAGAAUGCCAACCACCUUCCACAUUGGCUUGCCUGGAAAGAGGGAGAGACAGAAUAUACUGAAAAUAAUUCUUCGAACAGAGAAGUUAGGAGAUGGCGUUAGUUUGAAUGAGAUUGCCAACCAAACAGACGGUUUCUCUGGGAGUGAUCUAAGAGAGAUGUGUCGUAACGCCUGCAUCUAUACUAUGAGAGACUUCAUCAGAGAUCAGAGAUCAUCAACAAGUGAGGAGUCCCAGGAUGACGCAGAAUCUCUCCGUCCCGUCUCGAUGGAUGACCUCAUGACCUCUCUUCAUAAGACACGAGAGACCAAGCAGCUACAGCCAGGAUCAAUCAGUCAAGCCAGUUCACUGCCCCUGGACUAGGAGCUUCCAGAAACCCUCGCCAAGGUUCGAGCAAGACGCCAGGUACCAGCCAAAAUCUGUUGAGCAAGGCACUUUAUCAUAAAUGCUUCUCUCCACCCUGGAGUACAAGUGAACAGCAGCGAGAGCUGGGGAGUAACUUGCGAUGGACUGGCAUCCUGUCCAGUGGGAACAGAAAUAUUCUCAGUCGUUUAAUUACCAAUUACUGGAUAAAAAAAAACACCAGCCUGAUGAGUCAUAUUGGCUCAGGACAGACUUGACUUUGAAUUCCCUUAACUUGGCUCAGAGGAGAUGUUAUGUGCCAACAAGAGUCUGUCAAGAAAUUCUGUUUUUGAAAUUAAGUUUUUGGGGAUGGAAACCCAUUGACAUUUCCUUGAUUUACCUAUGAGUGAGGUACCAUGGUCGGUGGGUGAAAUUGUAUUGGUGUUAUAAAAUUGUUAUGGAGAGUAACCAGUUCCUAUCCUAACACUAUGUUUGGCAGCGAGGAAGGGUUGAGAUGCGAGAUACCGACCAGUGUUGGUAACUUUUUGUUGGCUGUGAAUGGAGAACAAGUUUAGUUCUCCUUGAUGUGGCUACAUAGCAACGCUUCUUUUACAUGCCAGGUACCAUUCUUUUGUAAAUGAUAUGGGCGUUGGUUUCCAAAUUAUGCUCCAUUAAAACCAACAAAGAUUGAAUUCGGUAUUUAAAAAAAAGUAGCAGAAUAAAUGUGUGUUUAUCAAGCAGUACCGGAAAUGUUAAGUAUGCAAUAAAUUCAAUAGCCAUGAAUUGCCAUUUUUAUUUAAAUUGUUUGAUGAGAGCGAACAAAAUCACUAUAGGCAAAUGCAGAAUUCUGUGCUGUCUUAUUUAUAAUCCUAACUCCCCCCUUCCUUGAAAAAAUAUCAUAAUAAAAC
Molecule: messenger RNA, 2128 nt
Organism: Asterias rubens (European starfish)
Lineage: Eukaryota; Metazoa; Echinodermata; Asteroidea; Forcipulatida; Asteriidae
Product: ATPase family AAA domain-containing protein 1-B-like
Exons: 9
Coding region: 123-1241 (372 amino acids)
Cellular component (GO): mitochondrial outer membrane
Molecular function (GO): ATP binding; ATP hydrolysis activity
Source: RefSeq, a predicted model, not a curated record